AUGUUAUGUAAUUCUUUAAAAGGGCUUCUUAAAGAGUCUGUUCCUGGCAACGGCGCCGUUGGUGUUGGUGUUGGUAUUGAUGGGAUCGAGAUUGAUGGGAUUGAUAUCGAUAUUGAUGGAAUCGAUAUUGAUGGGAUUGAUAUUGAUAUUGAUGGGAUUGAUAUUGAUGGUAUUGAUAUCGAUGGGAUUGAUGUUGGACAUUCCUCAAAAACGUUUAACAAAGGGUGGGCAGCGACCUAA
Messenger RNA from Paraglomus occultum, 240 nucleotides. The record is from the annotation of a GenBank genome assembly. Lineage: Eukaryota; Fungi; Glomeromycota; Glomeromycetes; Paraglomerales; Paraglomeraceae.